Cladophialophora immunda is the source of this 1300-nucleotide messenger RNA. RefSeq lists its product as uncharacterized. Bases 143 to 1138 code for a protein of 331 amino acids. The transcript is spliced from 3 exons. NCBI's taxonomy places the organism in Eukaryota, Fungi, Ascomycota, Eurotiomycetes, Chaetothyriales, Herpotrichiellaceae. The record is from RefSeq and is a predicted model, not a curated record.
CUUGCCUACCAUGAGGGAUCUAUUCGCAGGACACUGAAAACAAUUAAAUUUUGUCGGCAGCCACCCGUAGCCAUGGUUCAGCUUCUUCCUCUUCAACCUGGACCAUCCGGUGUUGGCUGACCCAUAUUGCCUCCUGGACAGCAUGACCCUCCUUGUCGGCCUAGCUCGUCAAACAUCCCACCUUACAAGAAUGAACAGCCCACGAACAUUCGCAACAGCAAGGCCCCUCCUGGCACAGCCUGUAUCUAUACAGGCCACCUUGGCAGAAAGAUCUCAGGGCAGACUCAGCGAACAGAAUCUCGAGAGGGCAGUCCGACAAGUCCGCCAUGACGGGCUUGUCGUCGUCCAAAAUGCCAUUGACACUGAUGUUCUCCGCAAGUUGAACGAGAAAAUGGUCAAGGAUGCAUUGGAACUGCGGUCGCGUGGGCAGAACAGUCCGUUCAAUUAUAACCAAGGAAAUCUGCAACAGGAUGCGCCUCCCGUGAGGGAAUACUUCCAUCCAGACAUCUUCCUGAAUCCAAUUGCCACCCAGAUAACAUCCGCCGUGCUCGGCCCCCGUCCCAAAUUGACCUUUUGCUCUGGUAACUCAGCUAUGCCCCCCAGUGCAGGCUCCCCUCCCGAGAGACAACCAGUACACUCGGACGCAGAUUUCGCACACCCUGAUCACCCCUUCGCAUUGGUGGUCAACGUCCCGCUGAUUGAUAUGAAACCCGAGAACGGGUCCACCGAAGUUUGGCUGGGUACACAUAACAACUUUGGGAUUGAGGCACAAGAAGGGGCACACGGCGAGCGAGCCUCGGGGAGAAUCCGUGCACCUUUGUUAGUAGACAGGUCCAAAACGAAUCCUCCCAUUCAGCCAUAUAUUCCCAGCGGCAGUGUCAUCAUCCGCGAUCUGAGACUCUGGCACGCUGGUAUGCCAAACACAACGUCAGACGUGAGAAUCAUGCUGGCGAUGAUCCAUUUUGCUCCUUGGUAUCGCAAUCACAUGAGGCUGGAGCUCGCCGAAGAGCUAAAACCGAUCGUGGACAGCGUACCGGAUCUGGACAUCAGGGCCGACUAUGUAAGCGAAGAAGAGGCGUUGAAAAGAUACCUCAAUCGAGGAUUUGGGAACAGCUACGACUUUGGGCAAAGCCCAUAGGCAUAGGUCGGCGAGGCUGUUCUUGAGAACUCAGAGCCAUGUUAGGAGGCCUAGACAUUUUUCAUGCAUCCUUGUUGAUCUUGUACCCAGGGUUGAUGCCGCCUGCUUGUACAAUAAUAAACGCGCGCAUCCACUGUCGAUAUGUCAUUAAAGAACACCUCA